AUGUCUCACCAAUCGAUAAAAAACGAAGUUCAAUCUAAGCUAAGACGUUACGAAGAUUUGAACGAUAGAAGAUGUCUUGUAGAAGUUGUUGAAAUUAUAUUCAAAAAUGCUGUUAGCAACCCGGAACUUAUUCCACUAUUGAUUGGUAUUUGCAAAAAUCACGUGUCAGAUGAUUUUAUUAUCAAGUUCUCUGAAAAAGCUGAAUCUUCUUUGAGAAGAAUUUUGAGUUCAGAAAGAAGAAAUAUGAUGAGAAAUGAGGAUAGAAAUAUUAUGUGAGUAUUUUUUUAUAAUUUUGAAAUUCACUAAAAAAAUUUCAGUCAACUCGUUGGUCAAUUAUUCAUCAAUAAUUUGAUGUCAAUUGAUAUUAUAAAAAAGUUUAUACAUAAUCUGUUUCAAUCAAUUCAAGGUGAGUUUUACAACACUCCACGAUUACACCUUCAACAAUUUUUUAGAUCCCACAAAAUGGAGUUUAGCAAAUGAAUCGAAUGUUCAAUUAGGAAUUGUUUUAAUAAGAAAUAUUGGAUGUGUUAUUGAUAUUAGUGAAAAUGGUCCGAUUCAUUUUUGGUUUGGAAUAUUGGAACAUGUUGAACCAUUUCUUGGAAAUAAAACACGAGAAAUGAUCAAUGAUUUGAUGAAAUUACGAAAAAAUGGAUGGAAUCGAGAGAAGGAAAUUGAUGAGAAAAAUGCAAGAAUCAAUGAAUUGGAACAAGAAGUUGGGAAUUUUAAAAUACGUGCAUUGACUGAACAACAAAGACAAAUUGAUAGAGGGGACAAUCAACAAUUCCGAAACAUCAACAAAGAAUUGGAAAAUCAAGUAACAUUGUUGAACAAUAAAUUGAGAGCUAAAAAAAUUGAAUUUGAAAAUCUCAUGCAGAUCAAUAAAAUGUAUGGUUUUUUGUGCAAGUUUCAUCAAAUUCAUCAAUAACAUUUCAGAUUGAAUUCUAACAAUGAAGAACUUGUUGAAAGUCUGAAAUUCACUCAUGUUGAAAAUGAAGAGCUGAAAACAAAACUCGAAAGUUUCAAGUCGGAAGUGCAAAUUCAAAUGACCGCGGGGAAUGCGGAAUUCCUCAAACUGCGAAAAAGAAUCAGGGAACUUGAAGCCCAAAACGUUGUCAGAGAAGUUUAUGUUGAAGAAGAGGAUGACGAAGAAACCCAGGCUCAACCAUCAACCAGUAAUCUAUGUGCAGCUCAUCAGUUGCAAAAUACAAUUCGUCAACUGCAACAUGGACAAGUGGCGUGAGUUCGAGAGGGAAAUUUUGACUUGAUUUUUAUUUUUUUAUUUCAGAAAUGAAGAUGAAACUGCAAUGUAUUUAUAUAAUCUCAUAUAUAAUUUGAAAUGA
Molecule: messenger RNA, 1340 nt
Organism: Caenorhabditis angaria
Lineage: Eukaryota; Metazoa; Nematoda; Chromadorea; Rhabditida; Rhabditidae
Source: the annotation of a GenBank genome assembly